AUGGCCUCCAACCCCGCCUGCCUCUUCUGUCGCAUCAUCAAGCGCGAGAUCCCCUCCAAGAUCUUGUUCGAGACAGAGCACAGUUUUCUGGUUCAGGCUGCAUUAUCCUUCAUGGAAGAGUCCUUUUCAGAAUUUCCACACUUGGCUUUCCUCGACAUUGGACCUCUCAGCGAUGGACACACCGUUGUCAUCCCCAAACACCACGCCCAGUUCCUCCACGAGCUCCCUGACGCCGAGAUGGCUGACCUCCUCCCCACUGCCAAGAAAGUUGCCGUGGCCCUUGGAUGCAAGGAUUAUAACAUUUUGCAGAACAACGGACGUAUCGCCCACCAGGCCGUCGACCACGUUCAUUUCCAUGUCAUCCCCAAGCCCAACGAUGAGGAGGGAUUGGUCAUGGGAUGGAAGGUCAAGGAGACCAACGGUGACAAGUUGGAGGAGCUCCGCAAGCGAAUCCUCAAGCUCUAA
Molecule: messenger RNA, 465 nt
Organism: Linnemannia hyalina
Lineage: Eukaryota; Fungi; Mortierellomycota; Mortierellomycetes; Mortierellales; Mortierellaceae
Source: the annotation of a GenBank genome assembly